Rubroshorea leprosula is the source of this 3080-nucleotide messenger RNA. NCBI's taxonomy places the organism in Eukaryota, Viridiplantae, Streptophyta, Magnoliopsida, Malvales, Dipterocarpaceae. The record is from the annotation of a GenBank genome assembly.
CUCUCUAAUAAUGAUGAUUUGCUUCUUGACAGCAUAAAGUUUCAAAUGCUUGUGCAUAACUUAACAGAAUUAAGGUUUCUUAUCCUUGAUUUUGUGAAUGUCUCUGGUUGUGCCUUCUUCCUUGCUAAACUUGACUUCUUCCUUGGAGCAUUUGAGCCUUCGCUCUUGUAAUUUGCAAGGAAACUUUCCAAGCCAAGUUUUUCAGCUUCUAUCUCUCCAGCUUUUUGAUUUAAGCGACAACUCUCAUUUGGGAGGUAAUUUGCCUGAGUCAAGCCUGAGCAGUACCCUCGAGUAUCUGAAUCUUGAUAGUUGCCAAUUUUAUGGAUCAAUUCCAGAUGUUUUUGGAAAAAUGCAAAAGCUAACUUAUUUGAGCCUUUUUAAUAAUAGUUUUGAUGGUGAAAUUCCUACAUCAAUCUUCAACCUCGCCAGUCUUAGUUAUUUGAGACUGUCAUCAAAUAAGCUAAGAGGGCCUCUUCCUCGCAAUAUAAGUGGACUCUCAUUUUUACAAGAGUUUCAAAUGGAUAAUAAUUUCAUCAUAGGUCAUGUACCAUCUUGGUUGUUUUCUCUACCUUCUUUAUCCUAUUUAGAACUCCAAAACAAUAGACUUACCGGACCUAUUGAUCAUAUUGAGAUGCCUAAUCUCAUUUUACAAGGAGUGUAUUUGUCCAAUAAUGGGAUAAGUGGCUCAUUUCCUAGCUCUUUCUUUCGUCUUGUGAAUCUUAUCGCGGUCGACCUUUCUUCAAAUAAUUUAAGUGGCACCUUUACAGCCAACGUGCUUUCAAAACUUAUAAACCUUGAGGAUCUGGAUCUUUCCAAUAAUAGUUUGCUGUCUUUGAGCAAUAAUAGCAUUGGCGUCAACUAUUCAUUUCCAAACCUCCGGUAUUUAAGAUUCUCUUCUUGCAACAUACAAAAGUUCCCAAGUUUCUUAAGGAAGGCAGAGAGUUUGCUAGUAUUGGAUAUUUCCAAGAACAAGAUUUCUGGUCAAAUUCACAAAUGGGAAAUAGAAGGGAUGUCAUUGGCCAGUUUAAACCUUUCUUAUAACUUUUUGACCGGUAUAGAUUUGUUUGCUUUUGAAAAUCUUACCCAGGUUGACCUCAGUUCCAACUUACUACAAGGAUCACUUCCCAUUCUAUCAACAACUUCGGAUUUUAUGAAUCUCAUCAUUUCAGGGAAUAAUUUGACUGGCGAAAUCCCUUAUUCUUAUUGCAAUUUGACUUCUCUUAAUGUUCUAAUCUUAGCUAAUAAUAGUUUGGGAGGAAAAAUUCCAGAAUGUCUUGGAAACUUUAGUCAUCUCUCCAUCUUGGAUUUGCGGAUGAAUAAGUUUCAUGGUAUAAUACCAAAUUCUUUUGUCAACGAGAGUCAACUGAUAACUUUUAACCUAAAUGGCAACCAGUUAGAGGGGAUACUGCCACGGACUUUGGGCUAUUGCAGAUUUUUGCAAGUUCUUGAUGUGGGGAACAACUGCUUGUAUGACACCUUUCCACAUUGUUUAGGUGUUCUUUCAGGGCUAAAAGUUCUCAUCCUUCGAUCCAAUCGAUUUCAUGGUGCCAUUUACAACUCUACACCUGCAUUUUACUUCCCUGAGUUGAGAAUCAUUGAUGUCUCGCAUAAUGACUUCACGGGUCUCCUGCCGAGUAGCUAUUUCAAAAAUUUAACAGGUAUGAGAGAUGUACAUGAAGAGGAAAGUGAAUUGGUGUAUAUGGGUACCGGUUUUUCAACGGUUAGUUAUCCCUUUUACUAUGAUGAUUCUGUGAUGGUAAUACUGAAAGGUUCAUACGUGGAGCUGACGAGAAUCCCGAUGGCUUUCUCAACUAUUGAUUUCUCAAGUAAUAGAUUCCAUGGACACAUUCCUGAAGAGCUGGGAGAACUCAAGAUUCCUGAGGAGUUGACAAGUUUGACAUUCCUUUCAGUUCUGAACCUCUCACACAACAAACUUGAAGGUGACAUUCCUCACGGGAAGCAGUUCAAUACUUUCUCAAAUGAUUCCUACAUUGGAAACUCUGGGUUGUGUGGAUUCCCAUUGACAAAGAAAUGCCACAACGAGGAAGAACCAAGAGCACCUCCAUCAAAAUUUGAUGAAGAUGAUGACUCUGCAGUACUAUUUAAUUGGAAGUUUGCAGUGGCGGGUUAUGGAUGUGGGCUGGUGUUGGGACUUAGCCUCGGAUACAUCGUGUUCGUAACAGGAAAACCAUGGUGGGUGGUGAACAAGGUGGAAAAAUAUCAACAGAAAUUUGUCAGAAGGUGCACCCAUCGGCAUAAGAAGAGAAAAACCCAAAAACCCAACCAAAAACCCAACCAACGCUCUUAGGUGAGUUUCUACAGCCUCUUUUUAUUUGUGCUCCUUCUUCUAAGCAUAACAAUGGAUAGAAUAGUCGUAAUAAUUUUUGUAAUUUUGCUUUCUUUUCCACAGCAGAAGCAGGCAGUUGGCUUUCUUUCUUCCUCCAAGAAGUUCUGACAAAAAUAAUGUGUGCAUAAGUUUAAUUAGUUGACAGCAUAAGCUACAGGCAGUUACUCUUUCUUUAUGUGAUUGUUAUUUCCUUUUUAUGUUAAUUAUUAUUAUUUCAUGUUCAAUGUUUGUUGAAAAUUUUGGCUAUAAACUGGAUGUUUUUGAUGUUAAGACUUUACCAAGUUUUCUUCCAUUCCUUUCGUUUUAACGGUGCGUUUUAAUGAAAGAAAAGAUUUUUUUUCCCUUUUUUAAUAUGUGGGCCUGUUAUCUUCUUCCUUUUACCGUACUUCUCUCUGAGCAAUUAAAAGAAUUAAUGCCGGAAGUGGACGCAUCCGAAGGAUGUGGGUUGCAAAAUUGCAAUUGUAUCGCCUGUGAGGGGCUGAGCGAUGACGCAUCUGGUCAGGAUGGCUGACGGUCCUUUGCGCUCUGGACGCCCACUCUGUUGACAUCGCUAACUAAAAUCUUUUUCUCGUCCUUGGGUGGUCUGAUCUGGAUGAAUGCAAGUGAAGAUCCGACCCAACCUGUCGUCUAGUUGCUGGAUUUUGACGAGAUUAGGGUAGCGGCUGUCGGCACAUAUUCUUUGGCUAGUGAUCUGAUUCAUAGACAGGUAAGAAGCUGGAAUUUUUUUUUUUUU